This is a messenger RNA of Phragmites australis (common reed), 595 nucleotides long. RefSeq lists its product as uncharacterized. Bases 105 to 389 code for a protein of 94 amino acids. The record is from RefSeq and is a predicted model, not a curated record. The transcript has a single exon. Lineage: Eukaryota; Viridiplantae; Streptophyta; Magnoliopsida; Poales; Poaceae.
ACCAGCAACUCGUUUCCGUCGUUCUGAACCGAUCCGGACACUGCUGCGAAUCCGUCGUUCUGCCUGCCAGGCGCCCAGGCAUCAUCGAAGAAGCAAGGCAAGCGAUGGCCCCGAGCGCGUCGAUGCUGUUCCUGAGCUACCACCAGCUCCGCAGGCCGGCGGAGGCAGCGCCCAAGAAAGAGGAGGAGGAAGCUGGCGGCGGCGUCCGGCUCGGCGUGAGCAGCGUUUUCUCACUCGGCGCCUUCGCGCGGCGGCGGGAGACGGCGCCGGCGGUGCGGGCCGAGUGGAAGAGAGGGCGCGAGCGCGACGCCGGCGAGGAGGAGAAGGCGGCGGCGGAGCUGGAAGGGAAAUUCGAGGAGGCGCUGCGCCUCAGCUGCUGGUCUUCUUGAAGCCAUGCACGAAGCCUGGAUAUGGCCGGGAGCAAGGUUUCGCCUCCUAGAUAAUGCAAAUUACGAUAGAAGAACAACAGAUGCGUGCGCCGAUAUAUAAGGAUCGAGCAAGAAAUGCAUCUGGAUUUCUUUCUUAGUUUCUCGAUCCUUUGUCUCAUGUGCAGCUCUUGAUGAUAUGUAGAUAAGAAGAUGUUAACUACUGCUCC